This is a messenger RNA of Culicoides brevitarsis, 667 nucleotides long. RefSeq lists its product as uncharacterized. Bases 77 to 652 code for a protein of 191 amino acids. The transcript has 4 exons. Lineage: Eukaryota; Metazoa; Arthropoda; Insecta; Diptera; Ceratopogonidae. The record is from RefSeq and is a predicted model, not a curated record.
CGAAAGCCGUCACGUCGACGGAAAUUUUCAUUCAGAACGAAUUUUUUUGGUGUUUCAACGAGAAAAAGUUCCGAAAAUGGGAUGUUUUGAGCGAUUUCCCACCGUUUCCUAUUGCUGCGGAUGCAUCAGUCUCGAGGCAGGAGCCUUCACCUUGGGCAUCCUCAAGCUGAUCAUGUCGUGGACGAUCAUUCUGCUUGCGGCAUACGCUCUAAGUGACUACGAGGCACGACUUGAACGAGGCGAAGAGGAAUUCGUUUAUAUCUUCACGGGUUUGGCCAUUUACGAGGUACUGGUGUCUGUGGCGGCAAUUUUAUUGAUAUUCGGAACGUUCAAAAAAAAUAUGCGUUUGGUUCAUGUUUAUUUGUGGUUCGAGUUGAUUCUUGUAAUUUUCACGCUCGUUCACGUCAUUCUAGCGACAGCUUAUCAAUUUACGGGACGCGAUCCCUUGCGACAAGGAUACUUGAUGUUACUUCUUGCGUUCUUCAUGAAACUCUAUUUCUACAUCUGUGUCAUCUCGUAUUACGUGGAAAUGCAUCGUCAGAAAAUCCGGGCGGCGUACGCUUGUUCCAUGGGAUUGGCAAGUGCUCCGCCGGCACCGAUUGUCGCUCAGUCGUACAUGUAUCCGCACAUUUAUUAUGCCUCGACGUCAUAAUUUUUGCAUUUUUAU